Pelobates cultripes (western spadefoot toad) is the source of this 276-nucleotide messenger RNA. NCBI's taxonomy places the organism in Eukaryota, Metazoa, Chordata, Amphibia, Anura, Pelobatidae. The record is from the annotation of a GenBank genome assembly.
AUGUCAGCGGCUGCCCUGGGGGGAUGGGGCUACACAGCAGACCGGCCGUUGCUGUAUGGAGGGACCGAGUCUACCAACAAGCGUGUCACCUCAGCUGCGAGACAGGCCUCCUACUCGCCUCCCACUCGGCCUGCAACAGCACGACCCCUGCAGCGGCAGCCGUGUGUGGAUGACGCUGGACCCCCCAUCGCAGCUGACACCGGCCCCCAUGGGACCAAGCGGGACAAGCACUCUGUACCACGGUUGCAACCCCAGGGAAGCCGGCGAACGGCUUAG